Xiphophorus maculatus (southern platyfish) is the source of this 3294-nucleotide messenger RNA. It is a transcript of the gene gpr83, whose product is annotated as G protein-coupled receptor 83. The transcript has 4 exons. Gene Ontology annotation, cellular component: membrane. The coding region runs from base 98 to 1513 and encodes 471 amino acids. Gene Ontology annotation, biological process: neuropeptide signaling pathway. Gene Ontology annotation, molecular function: neuropeptide Y receptor activity. The record is from RefSeq and is a predicted model, not a curated record. NCBI's taxonomy places the organism in Eukaryota, Metazoa, Chordata, Actinopteri, Cyprinodontiformes, Poeciliidae.
UGCAGCUUCAGCACCAACAGCACCUCAGAGGCACAGCUAGAGCAGGGAGAGACCGCACCUUCAGAUCACACCUUGUUUCUUAUCGGAGGGCAGAAAAAUGCGAGCUGCGUGUGUUUGGCCAUUUGUUGCCUGGACGUUCUGCUCUCACCGGGCAGCUGCGGAACAAACGCUUAACGACUCCUCACUCCUCGGAGAGGAGAUGUUCUCACACACGGAGAGUUUACUGAAUGUUUCGGCCAAGUCGGGGAACCGGACUUCGGGUGUUUUCCUCCUGGACUUUGACGACGGGAUGCUGGAGGACUGGCGCGCCCUGGCCAAUAGGAGGAGCAGGGGGAAGGAGGCGCAGGAGUGCUGGGUGAAGGUGCUGCUGGUGGCCGCCUACUCUCUCAUCAUCGUGGUGUCUCUGUUCGGAAACACGCUGGUGUGCCAUGUGGUGGCCAAAAACAAGCGCACUCAGUCCUCCACCAGCUUAUUCAUCCUGAACCUGGCUGUGGCCGAUAUCUUCAUCACGGUGCUUAACACGCCGUUCACUCUGGUCCGCUUUGUGCACAGGACCUGGGUGUUUGGGAGGACAAUGUGUCACAUCAGUCGCUUUGUACAGUAUUGCUCUCUGCACGUGUCCACUCUGACUCUCACCGCCAUCGCUCUGGACAGGAGACAGGUGAUACUGCAUCCCCUCAGACCUCGGAUGACCCCAGCACAGGGUGGUGUUUGGGUGGCUGUAAUCUGGAUAAUGGCCAGCUGCUUUUCCCUACCACAUGCAAUCUACCAAAAACUUCUGACUUUCACCUAUAGCCCAGAAAUGGAGCGCAGCCUUUGUGUCCCAGAUUUCCCUGAGCCAUCAGAUGUCUACUGGCAGUACAUUGAUCUCCUGACCUUCAUUCUGCUGUACAUGCUGCCGCUCCUCAUCAUCACUGCAUCCUACACCACGGUGGCUCGCAGGCUGUGGCGCCACAACGCCAUUGGCGACACGACGACAGCUCAGCACGCCACCCAGAGGAGGAAGCGGCGGAGAACCUUGGCCAUGCUGCUCCUGGUGGUCGGGGUGUUUGCUAUCUGCUGGUUUCCACUCAACUGCUACGUGGUGCUGCUGUCCAGUCAGGCCAUCCGCUCCUCAAACGCCCUCUUCUUCUGCUUUCACUGGCUCGCAAUGAGCUCCACCUGCUACAACCCUUUCAUUUACUGCUGCCUGAAUCCCACCUUCCGCCAGGAGCUGCGGCUGCUCCUCGACAGGUGCCGACUGAGGCAGAGAGCGGCGGUCGGGUUAGAGCCCCAGCGAGGUCCCCCGGUUGCCUGUGCUCCAUGUCACCGAGCCGCCUGGCCUGACAACCACGAGUCCUCCAGGCCGAGCCAUGCUUUGUCACGCCCAGGCCAGGACUCCUUGCAGCAGAGCCAUGCCUCCUCCAGUCAGAGCCACAACCUGAAAGACGCACAUGUGCUCUUCACGGCCAGGCAUCCCCUCACUGGGAAAACAGACAUCUUCUCAGUGGAGCCAAUUGUGGCUGUACGAUAACUAGAGACAGUUGCUCUCUAGCUCAGCUUUAAACUUCUCCACAAGUUUCUUCUUAACAUGUCUGUUGUGUUCAUUGGUCUUUAUUAGGUUGUUUGUUCAGUAAUGUUCUCUAAAAACCCUCUGAGGCCUUCGAAGAACAUCUGGAUUUCUACUGAGUUGGAAAUAUGCACAGAUGGACUCCAAUUUACAAAUUAAGUGACUUCAGAAGGCAAACAGUAACACUGGAUCUCAUCUAGGAAUAUCUGAAGUAAAAGUAAAAUGAAUGAAACUGCAUAUAGCACUUUCCCGAUAUUUAUUGUUAAAAAUAUUGAAUUGUCCUUUUUCUUCUUCACAUUCAUGCAUUGAACUCAAGAGUGUAAAUAAGGUGUGCCGAACAAAAAUGCAUUGCACACUUAUUUGUAUUUACUAAGAAUAUGAAAACCAUUCUCCUUUUUCCUUCUAUUUUAGAAUUAAGCACCACUUUGAUGUUUUGUACAUUUAUUCCACAAUGUCGGCACUUUGUUUAUAUAACACUCCUUCAUCAACUGCUUUGCUACUUUGCUUUAACACUUCCUCACCAUUACGUAUGAUGUUACAGCUUCUAUUAGUAUAGGUUAGGUGUCACAGCUAAAUCUUGUGUCAAUAGGUAGGAAUGUAGAUUACAUUGUGAGCAAUAGGACAUAAAAAUAUGCAACUACUAGCAUACCCUGUAUAUAAGGUAUGGAAAAACUGUAUCUGGAUUCCUUACUGUGAUAGUAAGGCUUUCACUUUGACAUUCAGACAAAGGUGAGAUAAACUCUUUCUGGAAACAGCCUAGUGUCAGCCUUUUGGCAAAUCAGUCAGUCAAAUGAUAUAAAGGACUAAAGCAGCUGAAUCACAUAGAAGCACAUAUACACUUGGCACAAAAGGAAAGCAAAUUGUGUUUGUUUGAUUGCUUUUUUUGCUUUAACAAUGCCUCUUGGAUUUGAAAACCUCUACUUCCCUUUAAACGGUGUCACAAAAUGCAGUGGUGGGUUGAGCAGCAGAGAAUAAAUUAUGGGUUGAGCAGAUGAAAAAUAGCUAAAUCAUUUUUGUUAUAACCAGACAACGUAUUCUGUAAUUCUCUAUUGGUUUGUUUCCAUUUCUUGAUUAGAUAAUUUCAGAAUGAAGAAACAAGACAGUGUAACAGUCUACUUAAAACCCAGGGGGCUCAGCAGUGCUUAGCCUUUCAUAAAUACCUCCAAAAUGCCAACAUCACCAAACUGGUGACCAGUUUGGACAAUCACUGCUGUGGGAUUACAUCCUGUUGUCAACCAGAUUUCGCAGGUCUGCUGGCAGAUUACUCUAUAAUCUCUCCCUCUUCAGUGUGGAGGCAUAGUUUCUGACAAGCCGUGCUUUUCAGGGGUAAAAACUGGCAGCUUGGAGGACAGAGGUUGGUCUCUGAAUGAGAAGAUAUGAGUUGCGCUGGUUGCAGAAUAUCAAGAAUGUCUCUCAUGAUGACAAGCCUUGAUUUUCCAGAGACAGAGAUGCCAUCUCAUACCUUCACACUGCUUUUCACCAAAACCUCUUUUGUAUUGACAGAAAGGAUUGGCGAGUUUCUUCACAUACUCAACUCUGCUGCUCAAAUCACAAAUGCAUUUUCCUUUCAAAUGCGACACAAUCUAAAGGGAAAUAAACAAGCUUCCUAGCGAUUUCAAACUCACUGCCAAGAAGCACUGUUGGAAGGAAGAAAAUGUUUACCAAUCAUAAAUAUGAAUGAUCACUCAGUAGAUUUAUGAAUAUGCAAAUCUUUUUUACUUUAAAUAUAAUUUAUUUUCCUUUUA